Messenger RNA from Drosophila novamexicana, 3044 nucleotides. It is a transcript of the gene muskelin, whose product is annotated as muskelin. Bases 110 to 2665 code for a protein of 851 amino acids. Lineage: Eukaryota; Metazoa; Arthropoda; Insecta; Diptera; Drosophilidae. Gene Ontology annotation, molecular function: protein binding. Gene Ontology annotation, cellular component: cytoplasm. The transcript is spliced from 9 exons. The record is from RefSeq and is a predicted model, not a curated record.
GGUGCACGAUAAUUGUUUUUCUUUCGUAUUUUGGCUUGCCGGCAGUAGAACUAAGCUGUAAACUGUAAAUAAUAUUAAUUGCACUACAAGUGUUCAAGUGUAAGCAAGGAUGUCUGCCUCCACGACUACCACAUCGAGCCCCACGGACAGCUCUAAUGGCUCACUGGCAAUUUCGUAUGGUGCUGUGCCCGUUGUGCCCGGCCCAAAUACCCAGAAGCCCUUUACGCUCUCCGAACGUCUAAGUUUCGGGAUAUACCGUUACUCCAGCUAUUCGCCAAACUAUUUGCCUGAAAACGUACUCGUCGAUUGCCCAAACGAUCAAACCUCUCGCUGGUCCGCCUAUACGAACAGCCCACCACAGUUUCUCACAUUGAAACUCCGAAGACCCGCCAUUGUGCAGAAGAUCAAGUUUGGUAAAUUUGAGAAAUCGCACGUAUGCAAUAUCAAGAAAUUUCGUGUUUAUGGUGGAUUGGAAGAUGAGCACAUGGUGCUGCUGCUCGAAGCUGGUCUUAAAAACGAUAAUGUACCUGAAGUAUUCAAACUGCGCUGCAUGACUGAGGAUGGCGCUGAGAAUCUGCCCAUACUCUACCUGAAAAUCGUGCCAUUGUUGUCUUGGGGACCAUCCUUCAAUUUCAGCAUCUGGUAUAUUGAGCUCCAUGGCCAGGACGAUCCCAUGUACACAUGUGCGCGCAUGAAGAACUACAAUACGCUGCGCGAAACUGAGAUUAUUAAACUGUGCCUGAAGCACUUCCGUCAGCAGGGUUAUAUGGAGGCCUUUGGGGCGUUGCAGGAGCAGACAAAUGUGCGACUGGAGCAUCCACUCAUUAGUGAAUUACACAAAUACUUGGUGGUGCAAGGUGACUUUGAGCGUGCGGAGCGUUUUAUUGCGGAAUGCAUUGAUGAGGGCCUAAUGGAUGAGUAUUUGAACAAGCAGGACUAUAAGCACACCUGGCAUAUGAAAUACACUGAAAGCGAGAUAAAACCUGGUAACCGUGGUGGCCAUCAACUGGUGGUCGAUGCCAAAAAACGUCUUAUCUAUUUAUAUGGUGGUUGGGAUGGCUACCAAGAUCUCAGCGACUUGUGGGUAUACAACAUAGAACUUGACGAAUGGACCCUGCUCUGCGAGCGUUCCGAGUCGUCUAAUGGACCAACUCCGCGUUCCUGUCACAAAAUUAUCUUUGAUCCAAUCAGUGAGAAUAUUUUUAUGCUCGGCCGCUAUUUGGACAACUCAAUACGUACCAGCGACUACAUCAAGAGUGACUUUUACUUGUACGACACACGUGCCCGCACCUGGAUGCAAAUUUGUGAUGAUACCAGCCAAGUGGGUGGACCACAGCUUGUGUACGAUCACCAGAUGUGCAUCGAUGCCGACAAGCGGACAAUUUAUGUGUUCGGUGGCAAAAUUUUGACGCCGCGCAGCCCCACGUCAUCGACUGAACCAGAAUACUCUGGUCUAUUUUCGUAUCAUAUUGCGACAAACACCUGGACGCAGAUACUCGUAGACUGUCAUCAUGCGAGCGCUUCUCAGGCGGAUGUUAUGUCGAUUAAGUCGCGCAUAACCCAUUGCAUGGUGUUUCAUAAUAAACAACGAAAGCUUUACAUUUACGGGGGUCAGCGUGGAAAAGAGGAUCUCGAUGAGCUACUUACUUACGAUGUGGAUUCGCAGGCCAUUUCACUGAUGAACAAGGAGAAUUCAUAUCUCGGGAACACAGCCAGCACGGAGGCAAAAUUUGAGCCAUCAUCGGGUUACACGCUCCGCGCUACCAUUGAUUGUGAUCGCGAUGAAAUAUAUGUAUUCUCAAGCCUGAACAAGGUAAAGGACAGACGCGACGUUCAUCAUGGAGAUGCUUCAAAUUCAUUUUGGGUCUAUUCAUUGCGCACCCAUAAAUGGUCACGCAUCUAUUACUGCCGGCAUAACGCACAGGAUGUGAACUCCAUUAAUAAGGCCAACUUUUUGGGUGCCAGCAAAGGCGAUGGUGUACUGGAGCCAUGCCCACGAUAUGCCCAUCAGUUAGUCUACGAUGAACUGGCCAAGACCCAUUAUCUCUUUGGUGGCAAUCCAGGCAUAUUCCAGUACCAGCAACUGCGCUUGGAUGACUUCUGGCUGCUACAAUUGGAAAAGCCCAAACGCGAGGAGGUGUUGAAGCAUUGCCGCUUUUUGGUGCGUAAGCUGCGCUAUGAGGAAAUGGCACGCUCAGAUCCAUUGAAGGCGAUGGAGUAUUUGAGACAUAACAUUUCUGACGUUAUAGAUCACACCGAUUCGGAUCAAGUGAAUAACUUCCAUAAGUUAGCUUCCCUUCUCUUCAAGUCACACGACAAGGGCCAAGACUCUGCGCAGAGUCCCAGUGCUACGCCUGAGUUGUGCGCUGAAAGUGAAAGAUUCGGUACAGGAACAUCUGCGACUACCAAGGUUGAAAUUAAAGAAAACGUUGGGCUAGGUGCUGCUGAAAACAUCUCGCUGGAGUCAAAUGAGAGCUUGGCAACUUCCGGCAUAUCAGAGACUGCAUCUAGUCCCAGCGGAUCGUCGUGCACCAAACGUGCGCGCACCGAAGCCACGUGUGAGCUUCAAAACCGUCGCGCAUAUCUCUUCAACAAGUUGGUGCAGCUUAUGCCUGCGAGCAUGGUGCAACCGGAGCGUAACCUAAGCGACUUUGUAGUCAUCUAAAAAUGCAGCGACUUUGCAAUCAGUGCCAAAAUUACAUACAGGCGAACCAAUAUUUUUUUUAGCUAUUGAAUUUUUUAUGUUUAUUAUUUUAUUUGAGUUGUUGUCUCGAACUCUGAAUGUGCAUGUGAUACUUAAAUCGUGUUUAACUUUCGUUUUGUUUUCAAAUGUUAAGUUUUUUGGCCACUGCUCAGCAAUGCCGUCUAUUUAAAUGAAUUGUCAAAAAAAAAAAGAAAAAGAAAAAACUUAUUUCAUUGUGAUAGUUAAUUUUUACAAUUUAAAAAGGAAAGGUUAUUACGUGUUAGUCGAGCUACAAGAAAUGUGAAAAGUGUUAAAUUUAAAUCUUAGCUUAGAUAUAAAACAUAAGUUUGAAAUAAACAAU